AUGCCUCCAAAGAAGGCUCAAUCGAGCACAAAAGAUCAAAACGCGUCAACACCACCGUCAUCGGCUAGCAAUGCUUCUGCAUCCACAAAAAAAUCAGCUGACAUCGUGAAGACGGUAAAAGCGAACGACAAAAUGCAAGCAGCAAUAGAUAAAUUUGCAGCCGAUCUAGCGAAUGAUUCCGAUGAAGAAAGCAGCAGCGCGAACGCUACAGCGUCAAGUCAACGAAAAUCAAACAUUUCGGAGGAAUCGUUCUCUGCGAACGGUAGUGCAACGGAACUAAGUGAAGCGGAAAAGGAGAUCAUCAGGGAAGAACUCAAAAAGACCGAAGAUGAAAUCAACACACUACGUCAAGUGCUGGCGGCAAGGCAAAAGCAUGCUGCUGACUUAAAACGUAAAUUGGGCAUCUCACCGUUGACUGAGCUCACGGCGGAUAUUAAUCAAUCGCUGCAACACGUUAAAGAAACGCAAGCGUACGCAAAGUUGGUCGCAUCAACAAGUAUCGAUCAGCUGUCGGGACAUGCGAAACCACCGUCGGGCGCUUCUAGCCAAGCGGAUCCAACUUCUCCAUCGAACGAGAAGGCACCACUUGCAUAG
Anisakis simplex (herring worm) is the source of this 594-nucleotide messenger RNA. NCBI's taxonomy places the organism in Eukaryota, Metazoa, Nematoda, Chromadorea, Rhabditida, Anisakidae. The record is from the annotation of a GenBank genome assembly.